This is a messenger RNA of Raphanus sativus (radish), 330 nucleotides long. RefSeq names its product thionin-like protein 2. The transcript has 2 exons. The record is from RefSeq and is a predicted model, not a curated record. The coding region runs from base 1 to 330 and encodes 109 amino acids. Lineage: Eukaryota; Viridiplantae; Streptophyta; Magnoliopsida; Brassicales; Brassicaceae.
AUGGAGACCAAAAUAAUCGCGAUGUUAGUAGCGAUAAUGGGAAGCCUUUUGGUCGAGACAGAGGCUAUGAAUUUUCUAGAAUGUGUCAAAGAGUGUACUUCGACUUGUGGUUCAAACGGAUUAAGCACAUUGACAUGUCCUUUCACGUGUCUCACGAUUUGUAUACAUCCGCCAGAUCUUCAGGAAACUGACCAGACUGAUUAUUUUUGCAAACUUGGAUGUGCUACCAGUCGUUGUGUUCCAUCCUCCUCGAUCAAAGAUAAGUAUCACGCAGAGAAAGUUUCAGUAUGUGUGGAUUCAUGCUCAGAUAUGUGCUCUAAAAAGAACUAA